AUGGUCGGUGGCCGUGGGUGGUCGGGGGGGGGGCAUGGGCAGGGGAGGGGCCUUAUAUGGGGGGGUGUGGGGGGGGUAGAGCGGGGAGGGACGGGUGUGAUACGUGGGGUGGGGGGGGGGGGGGGGUGGGGGGGGUGUGAAGGACCUAACCCUGCGCGGGCGUCGCGGGGGGGGGAGUGGUGGCUUCGUCGUCGGCCUGAACAGGAGGUACAGGGGGAACAGGUAGGUGGUUGCGGGGGCAUGUGGCCACGCAGGGAAGUGCGGGGGGGGGGGGGUUAG
This is a messenger RNA of Dicrocoelium dendriticum, 279 nucleotides long. Lineage: Eukaryota; Metazoa; Platyhelminthes; Trematoda; Plagiorchiida; Dicrocoeliidae. The record is from the annotation of a GenBank genome assembly.